AUGCACAUUCCAUGUAAUAGUAACAUCACUGCUAACGUUCAUGAAUUCAUUCUCCUGGGUUUCCUGUGCAGCCCAGAAGUAGAGAUUCUCCUUUUUGUUUUGUUCUCCAUCAUCUAUGUCUUCACUCUGCUGGGCAACAGUGCUAUUAUCUGUGCUGUGUGGUGGGACCAGCAACUAUAUACCCCCAUGUAUACUUUAUUGGCCAACUUCUCUUUCCUGGAGAUCUGCUACAUCAAUUCCAAUGUGCCCAACAUGUUAUUCAACUUCCUCUCCAAGACCAAGACAAUCUCUUAUAAAGGCUGCAUCCUACAGUUUUACAUCUUUCUCUCGCUUUGUGCCACAGAACUUUUCUUCCUGGCCCUCAUGGCAUUUGAUAGAUAUGUCGCCAUCUGCUGCCCACUACACUAUCCAGUCAUAAUGACCAGGAAAGUCUGUGGAACCCUUGUGUCUGCCUGCUGGGUGGGUGGCUUCCUCUGGUUGGUGACACCUGCCACCCUCAUAUACCAAGUUCCAUUUUGUGGUUCAAAUGUCAUUGAUCAUUACCUGUGUGACCUGGGGGCAUUACUGGCCAUAUCAUGUGUCCCUGUUCCCAAGACAACUCUGACUUGUAGCACUUUCAGUGCUGUGAUAUUGCUCAUCACUUUGUUCUACAUCCUUGUGUCCUAUAUUAUGGUCCUUCGAGCUGUACUUCAGGUUCUCAGAGGUUCAAGCAGGAGAAAAGCCUUCUCCAACUGUGCCUCCCACCUGGUAGUGGUAUCCUUAUUUUAUGGCUCAAUCAUGGUGAUGUAUGUAAGCCCAGGGGCAGCCAAUCAGCCUGGCCUGCAGAAAUUCAUGACCAUGUUCUACUCAAUUGCAACUCCACUUUUUUUUUUUUGCGCAACUCCACUUUUAAACCCUUUGAUCUACAGUCUUAGGAAUAAGGAGAUGAAGGCUGCUCUGAGAAAAGUCAUGUGCAAAGUAUAA
Molecule: messenger RNA, 963 nt
Organism: Sciurus carolinensis (gray squirrel)
Lineage: Eukaryota; Metazoa; Chordata; Mammalia; Rodentia; Sciuridae
Product: olfactory receptor 11G2-like
Exons: 2
Coding region: 1-963 (320 amino acids)
Biological process (GO): G protein-coupled receptor signaling pathway
Cellular component (GO): membrane
Molecular function (GO): olfactory receptor activity; G protein-coupled receptor activity
Source: RefSeq, a predicted model, not a curated record